UGCAGACAGAUUUCUGCUUUCAAAUUUGAAUUAACAAACAAGGCAAUAAAGACUAAAUUUCAACAAUAAUUGAUGGAUGUGAGUGAAAACAAUUGCACGGCCGGUGCUUAUUUUAAUGUGAGGUACAUUUUUUGGUAUCGGAAGAUAGCUCAAAAUAAUAAUAAUAUCAUUAUAAAUGCCACCAAAGAAACAAUCAGAAAAGGGAAAGGCAGGUGGAAGUAGUAAAGGUGGUGGAGGUGGAAAAUCAGGAGGAGAUUCGAAAGAAUCAGCUGGAAAAGAAAAAAAAGGUGGGACAGCUGUCAAAGUCCGUCACAUUUUGUGCGAGAAACAGUCAAAAUGUUUGGAGGCGCUGGAAAAACUGAAAGCCGGACAAAAGUUUCCGGAUGUAGCCGCCGCGUAUAGCGAGGACAAGGCGAGGCAAGGUGGAGAUCUCGGCUGGAUGACCCGUGGGUCUAUGGUGGGUCCAUUCCAGGAUGCGGCAUUCGCCUUGCCCAUAUCGUCAGUCACGAACCCUGUUUACACAGAUCCACCUGUAAAAACUAAGUUUGGUUACCAUAUUAUAAUGGUAGAAGGCAAAAAAUGACAGGCAUGGUGUUUGAGUUUGAAUAUUUCUGGGCGAUACUGCUGUUGUUCAUUAUGGAGCGAAUAUGUUGCCUGCAAGAACAGUUUGAUAAGGAUUUUGUCAAGCUCCCUGACCCACAGAGGUCUAAUGAUUCGCUCACUUCUAAUAUAGAUGACUUUGCUAAUACAGACUUUAGCCUCAAGCUGAGUUUCCUGCGUUUGUGCCGUCUGAUGCACGUUACGAUGCUGCUGAGCCUCGUAUACUUCUUCAACAUUUGUCUAUGGUUCAUCAUGACAAAGCGUGCCUCGCCCAGAACUCUACGCUACAAGUUCCGACUUGCAUUACCUUGACCUGUCUUAUUUUCUGAUGUGGAAUAAACUUUUCUAAUGUUCUCAUUA
Molecule: messenger RNA, 960 nt
Organism: Amyelois transitella
Lineage: Eukaryota; Metazoa; Arthropoda; Insecta; Lepidoptera; Pyralidae
Product: peptidyl-prolyl cis-trans isomerase NIMA-interacting 4
Exons: 4
Coding region: 176-583 (135 amino acids)
Biological process (GO): rRNA processing
Molecular function (GO): peptidyl-prolyl cis-trans isomerase activity; DNA binding
Source: RefSeq, a predicted model, not a curated record